GUCCACUCGAUUCUCAUCAGCCGCUUUAUCAGAGAAGGGGAGGGCUCCAAGCGCAAGCACUCGGCGGGGCGGGGGACAGGGGUAAAGGCGAGUGGCGAGGACGGGGAGGCUGCCAGCAGCCCAGCCCAUGUGCCUGGCCUCCCGCGCCCCUGACUUCACCUGAUAACAAACCAGAAACUGAAACAGGGUCGGGAUUCCCGGCGUGAAGUCAGAGAUGAGUCACAGCUCAGAGUGACUGCAGUAGCAGAGAAGUGGCACCAGAGAGGCAGACGUGAGCCGAAGGCAGCAGAGGCAGGCAGCACGUCUGAGGGUCCCAGUGAAGCAUGGCAAGCAACGUGGAGGUGGUGGCCAUGGACUGCGAGAUGGUGGGGCUGGGGCCCGGCCGGGAGAGCGGCUUGGCUCGCUGCAGCCUCGUGGACGUCCACGGCACUGUGCUCUACGACGAGUUCAUCCGGCCCGAGGGGGAGAUCACUGAUUACAGGACCCCGGUCAGCGGGAUCACGCCUUGGCACAUGGAGGCGGCCAGGCCAUUCGCCGUGGCCAGGCGGAAGAUCCUGCAGCUGCUGAGAGGCAAGCUGGUGGUGGGCCACGACCUGAAGCACGACUUCCAGGCGCUGAAAGAGAACAUGAGCAACUACUCCGUCUACGACACGUCCACCGACAAGCUGCUGCAGUGGGAAGCCAACCUGCUGUCCCACAAGCAGGUGUCCCUCCGGGUGCUCAGCGAGCGCCUUCUCGGCCGCCGCAUCCAGGAAUACUCUACUCUGAAGCAAGGACUCAAGGAGUUUUGACAAACGCCCGUAUACCCAUAUAUAUCCAGAUAACCCACUCCUCUGGACGUGUGAACGUUUUCAGUGUUCCAGAAAAUUCCCUCAUCCUCCCUUCCCAGGAAGACCCCGUCUCCAGCAACCACUGUGCUAAUGUCUACCUCCGUGAGUAGUUUUGCUGGUUCUAGAAUGUCCUGUAACUGGAAGCAAACAGUAGACAGCCCUUCGCGCCGCACGGUAUUUUAGAGAUUCACCCCCGUGUUGCGUGUCUC
Molecule: messenger RNA, 1039 nt
Organism: Ailuropoda melanoleuca (giant panda)
Lineage: Eukaryota; Metazoa; Chordata; Mammalia; Carnivora; Ursidae
Gene: ISG20
Product: interferon stimulated exonuclease gene 20
Exons: 4
Coding region: 324-791 (155 amino acids)
Biological process (GO): negative regulation of viral genome replication; DNA catabolic process; defense response to virus
Cellular component (GO): nucleus
Molecular function (GO): exonuclease activity; nucleic acid binding
Source: RefSeq, a predicted model, not a curated record